AUGCUGAACGCCAGCGUGCCCGACAGCCCCGAGGAAAACAGCGCCACUCUGGGCCUGACGCUGACUCUGGACAAGCUCUCUGUGAACCUCAGUUCCAGCCUCAACACAUCCCACUCUCAGGUGGUUCAGCCAAACCUGGUGGUCCAGUCGGCACACGUUCCUGCCGCCGGCACUCAGGGGGUCCAGUUCACGUGUGUGGCAGGAACAUCUGGCCAUUUUGUAGACAACCGGAUUCAGCUGAACACCAACACGUCCACCAUUGUGGUGGGAAGCGGGUCCAUAGCCGACGCCCUGAUGUACGUACGCUUCCCACCAGUCUCUGAAGAAGCUGUCAGCAGCCGUCAGCAGCCGUCCGACGUCUCUCUGGGUUUUGUCCUCUACCAGAACAACCGAUUCUUUAGGUCAAGGCUCUACAGGACGAGUCGGGCCACUGUCAGGGUUCUGUCAGCCAGCAUUGAAGGUCGGGAGCGCAGCGCUGUGCCACAACAUGUGGAGAUGCUGUUCAGACCGACAGUGCCGAGCGCUGCGUCUCUGCACGACUUCGCCUGUGUUUUCUGGGACUACAGCCUUCAGGACUGGAGCACCGUUGGCUGCUCCAAAGGAAAUGCUUCAGACGGAGUCCUGAGGUGUUUCUGCAACCACACCACCAACUUCGCUGCUCUCUGGUCCUUCACAGAGAACUACGAGUAUGCACAGGCCCUGGAAGUGAUCUCCAUCGUUGGUCUUUGCUUUUCCAUCCUGGGCCUGCUCGUCACCAUCAUUCACCACGUCAGAGAGAAUUUAGAGAGGAAGCCUGGCAAGCGUCAGAACAAGUCAACCGUGGCUCUGCUGUGCAUGUGUGUGAGCCUGUUGGCCUUCAUCAUCACCUUCCUCUCUGGAGUGGAGAACUCCAACAGACAGGGUGAAGUGCAGGUGGAGAUCAGCCAGACCAACAUCAUCCCGGGCUCUGACCAACACGUGCACCGGGACCACGGCUCAUGUUCGGCGGUGGCAGCCCUGCUCCACUUCUUCCUGCUGGCCACCUUCAUGUGGAACGGCGUGUUCGGCACUGAGGUAGUGCUGCUGGUGCGGACGCUGCGCCGCAGCCUCCCUCCAUACUGGACCCCAGGCAGUAUGGCUGUUGGAUGGGGGGUCCCAGCCGUCAUCAUGCUGGUCACACUUGGAGCGACCUACAGUGUGGACAACCCUCUGGAAUACAGACAGGAGGAAUUCUGCUGGUUGGCUGCUCUGGAUAAAUCCAAACACUUCGACUUUGGGAAGCCCAUGUUUUGGGGCUUCCUCCUUCCUGUCGCUUUGAUCCUGAUCUACAACAUUGUGCUGCUGGCGCUUAUCUCUCUGACCACGUGCAGGACAGACCCUGACCUGGCCAGCACCAAGCCUUCGCCUCUCAGGAAGAAGUUCCUCAUCAGCUUCUCUCUGGCCGUGGUUCUGGGUCUGUCCUGGACCCUGGGGUACCUGGUCCUCGUCAGUACAGGACACACCCACCUGGUCUUCAGUAUCGUCUUCUGCAUCUGUACGACCACACAGGGGUUUCAGAUCUUCAUCCUGUUCACAGCCAGAAGGCCGAGCUUCAGAGCGGCUGUGUCCCACUCUGUGCAGCACCUCUCGUCUGUCAGCAUCCCGCUGCACAGCGCAAAGUACAUGCUGUGGAAGAGUUGGGGCACAACCAGAGGCAGCACCGAGUGCUACAGAGACCUCAGUCAGGAGCGCAGCUUCACCAGCAAAGAGCUGUAGGAGCCGAUGGAGACCCUGGCCACAUCAUGAAGCUUGGGUCAACAUCCUUUGAUCAGUGGUUUUUAUAUCAACACAGACAAUGAUCAGCAGCAGUGGCUCAGAUCAUGGAGCCAAUCUACUGACUAGUCCCCCUCCGCUCAAACUGUGUGGACUUCACUGUGUUGUCCU
Monopterus albus (swamp eel) is the source of this 1902-nucleotide messenger RNA. It is a transcript of the gene adgrg7.1, whose product is annotated as adhesion G protein-coupled receptor G7, tandem duplicate 1. The coding region runs from base 1 to 1734 and encodes 577 amino acids. The transcript is spliced from 11 exons. Gene Ontology annotation, molecular function: G protein-coupled receptor activity. The record is from RefSeq and is a predicted model, not a curated record. Gene Ontology annotation, cellular component: membrane. Gene Ontology annotation, biological process: cell surface receptor signaling pathway; G protein-coupled receptor signaling pathway. NCBI's taxonomy places the organism in Eukaryota, Metazoa, Chordata, Actinopteri, Synbranchiformes, Synbranchidae.